Molecule: messenger RNA, 4976 nt
Organism: Myodes glareolus (Bank vole)
Lineage: Eukaryota; Metazoa; Chordata; Mammalia; Rodentia; Cricetidae
Gene: Traf3ip3
Product: TRAF3 interacting protein 3
Source: RefSeq, a predicted model, not a curated record
GAAGGGGCCCCUCUCAAGUUGCUGAGAGCAAGGAGAGGAACUGAGGUUUGUGAGCACUGUGGCUUGUCUGCUUCCUGUUUCAUCAGACUGCUGUGCAAAAAAGAAUGUCGGUACCGGAGGAAAACGGAGAGGGGGCUCAGAACAUCUGACUGACUGCCUCCCUGGCCAUCUGAGACCAGAGAGACACUAGGGACAGAACCUGGGACCUGAGAUCCAAGCAGCUGUUCAAGGAACUGGAAGCCAAAGACAACAGGUGCUCGGGAGGUCACCAUGAUCAGCUCAGACCCCAAGUCCUCCCCUGGCUUGGCUCGGUGGGCUGAGAGCUACGAGGCCAAGUGUGAAAGACGUCAGGAGACCCGAGAAAGCCGCCGCUGCCGCCGCAAUGAGACUACUUGCCGCCAGCCGGGGAAAGUGCUGAGGACCCAGCACAGGGAACAGCUUCAGAGAGCUCGGCAGCUCCAGUUCCUCAGGAGGAGAAACCUGGAAGAUGAAAAUAAAGGCCAGGUCAGGGAGCCAGGGCCUUCCCGCGAGACAGAUGGAGGGACAGGUCAGGUGACUGUCCUCCAGGAGCCCUUGCCUGGUGCCAACAAGACCGCUCUCCCUGGACAGCAGGUAACAGGGACGAGCUCUGCCGUUUUCCCGACCCUGCGUCAUUCCUCCUCAAGCCUCCAGAGAGAUUUGGAUGGCCUCCAUUCCUCACACGUGACAGUCUGCCCACCACAGGACUCUGCCAUCAAGAAGCCAGACAAACAGCACCGGGGUACUCAGACAAAGGCAGUAGAGGCGCAGACAAGAGUGAAGAGCGACGCCAGUCAGCAAACCAACUGUGGAGUCGCAGUUCAAGAUAAGGACAUCAUCCAGCUCUCUGAGUACCUCAAAGAAGCUCUCCAAAGGGAGCUGAUCCUCAAACAGAAAAUGGUGUUUCUCCAGGACCUGCUGCCUGCCCUGAUCCGGGCCUCUGACAGCUCUUGGAAGGGGCAGCUUAAUGAAGACAAACUGAAGGGCAAACUAAGGUCCCUAGAAAACCAGCUCUAUACCUGCAUGCAGAAACACACUCCCUGGGGAAUGAAGAAGGUGCUGCUGGAGAUGGAAGACCAGAGAAGCAAUUACGAGCAGAAGGCUAAGGAGUCGCUGCAGAAAGUGCUGGAAGAGAAAAUGAGCGCGGAGCGGCAACUGCAGAGUGUGCAGCUGUCCCUGGCUUUCGCGGAGCAGAAGUGUGAAGAGUGGAGGAGUCAGUAUGAGGCUCUUAAGGAGGACUGGAGGAGCCUAGGGGAGCAGCACAGGGAGCUGGAGAGUCAAUUGCAUGUGCUUCAGUCCAAACUACAGGGAGCAGACAGCAGAGGCUCACAGAUGAACCAGGCCCUGCGACUUUUAGAAAAUGAGCACCAGGAGCUGCAGGCCACAAUCGAGCGUCUGCAAGGGGACAGAGAGCAGCAGAGCUCCGACACCCAGGACCUGCUAGAUCGGCUAAAGCGGUCAGAGGAGGAGAACCGGGUCCUGGUGAGCAGAGUACAGCAGCUGCAGAGUCUGCUUCAGAAACAGUCCUUACACCACCAAGAACAGGAGAAACUCUUAAAGAAAGAUCAGGCUUUACCUGUGUGGAACCCAAAGCUCUCCUUUGAUGAAGCAAAGCCCGAGAAUACAGGGAAGGAGAAAGACUGGGAGCUCAGAGACCAGCUACAAAAGGAGACAUCUCAGUUCCGGGCCAAGGAAAAGGAGUGCAGAGAGCUGCAUUCAGAGCUAGACAUCCUCAAUGACAAGCAGCACUCCUGUCUUGGAAAGCUACGGCACUGUCAAGAAGCCCUGAGCCACAGCCAGGAGGCAUCUCCCAGAGUGCGGUGUCGCAGGAAGCCCUUCCGGCUCCCUGCCAGCGGCCAGGAAGGUAACUGACCGUCCCACGUCCCACACAAAACCGCGAAAGCUCCACGGUUAUGAGAAGAACCCCCAGCAAAGACAGUCUGACGCACAAACACACACCGCCCUUCCGCGACGUCAUUCAGAACGCGAACGCAAGCCGGAACCAUUGACGAGACCGUGGACAGGAACAGAAUAGGAAGUACAACCACCCUAGACACACCCCUUCCGGUAGAACUGAAGCCGACUGGGCUGCCGGGCGGAAGUGAAAGGUAGUUCCGGGACCUGCAGCUAUUUAGUCCGCGAUGUUGUGGGGAUGCCUCUUCUGUGAGCAAUGCUAUAAAGUUUUUUGUUUUAUUUUAUCUUAUUUUAUUUUAAUGCCCCUAAAUCCUGGACGUGAUAGGUUGAGUGCCAAGACCGUGAAUAUUCACUCCUUUUUAGCGAGUGCCGUUAACUGUUGAGCCAGUUCACUGGCCCACUAUUUUAUUGUAUUAUUUUACUUUGACAGCGUUUUGUGUAGCUGGGGCUGUCGGGGGACGAGACUUCUCCGGUUUGUGCCAUGUUGGGGACUGACCUCUGGAUUUUAGGCAUAUUAACACUCACUAACUGAGCUACCUCUGCAGCCCCGAGUAUUUACCCUCAGUGUGCCUAGGCGGGAGAGGUAUUGCAUUGUACAAAACAGCAACCCCAUCUCAUGAACCUCAAGGCCCAAGAGUCCAGUUUGCUGAUCAUUUUUAUUUUAAGAGUUUUUCUUUAUUUUCAUUUAUAUGUUCGUAUGUGCAGGUGCCUAAGAAGCCAGAAAAGGGAAUAGGAUCACUCAGACCUGAAGUUAAAAGUAUUACGAACUGCCCAACAUGGGUUCUGGGAGCCGAAUUCAAAUCUUUGGAAGAAAAGCAAACACUCUUACCUGCCAAGUCUCUAUAGCCGCCCUGUUGUGCUUUUUUGAGACAAUGUCUUUCUAUGUGCCCCUCAAAUUUAUGACAAUCUUCCUGCCUCAGCCUCCAGAGUGCUGAGGUUAGAGUCUGUGCCACCAUACCACCACAUUAGGGGAUUCGAAUGAGAAGUGAAGAUCCAGGGGCCAAGUGGACCAGGUAGUGGCAUUCCUACCUAUCCUUGGAGCCAAAGUGGACCAGGUAGUGGCAUACCUACCUAUCCUUGGAGCCAAAGUGGACCAGGUAGUGGCAUACCUACCUAUCCUUGGAGCCAAGUGGACCAGGUAGUGGCAUACCUACCUAUCCUUGGAGCCAAAGUGGACCAGGUAGUGGCCUACCUACCUAUCCUUGGAGCCAAAGUGGCACCAUUUUCAUGAGUUCAUCUGUGUGGUCUUGCAAAGAUCAUUUCAACUAGGCUUAACUGUUGACAUUCCCUUGUAGAAGAAGGGUCUUGGGACCCUCGUCGGAGUACCCAGCCAAUUCAACCAAAUGAAUGUUGUCUCAAGGAAGUAUCUAGGCAGGGAAAGCCUAGGAGGGCAGGGAGGUGAACAUCCUCUGGGAAGUCAUAGAAGAGUUAACCUCCUUACUGGGUGUAGAAUUCCCAUUGAGGCUGCUGCUUUUUGUUUUGAUUUGUUUUGUUUUUUUGGGGGGGGGACAGGUUUCUCUGUGUUACAGCUCUGUCUGUCCUAGAACUCACUUUGUAGACUGAGAUCUGCCUAUCUCUGCCUCCCAAGCGCUGGGAUUAAAGGCCUGUAUCCAUCGUGGCUGCUUUAAGGCACCCACGCUCCUGCACACCACCCCUCACCCACUGCUCUGUGAGUAAGCCUAAUGGGAGCCUUCACUGGUUCCCCCAGAUUGACUUCGGUGGAAAUGUACCCCCCACUUGUCACUGGGACCUUAGGAAGGGAGGUAAAUGUUGCCUUGUCCCUUUCCCCAGAGAAAAAAAUCUCACAACCAGACACUAAAGAAGGACAAGUGUUGACAUAAGAAAUUAAGGCCUUUUAAACUACCAGCAAGUUAACCUAUAUCUCUGUGAAGGAAAAUCUUAGGAAAACUCUAGCCUGGAAAAAUAAUGCCAAUUUAUGAGCAGCAGAAUGGAGACCUGACCUGGAGGUUGGCUCUACCUUGCUGGUACCUUCAGACAGAAAAGGACCAACAGUGGGGUUAAAGACAGACAGCACGUAAGGAGGACCAGUUGUAGGGCCUGCCAAUCUAACUUAGGUUCUUAGCUCAGAGGGCAUCAGAUACUAAAAAUUGAUACAACCAGUACUCUAGCUUUAUAUUUUUUUCCUUUCCAAAUUUAUUUUAUAUCCCCAUGGCAGUUAGCAAUAAAUCUCCAAGUUGGAAGACUUAGUUCAUUCAUUACAGCACAAAUAUCUGAGAACACAUUGUAUCAGACACUGCCAAAGGCCUGGCAGUCAAUCCAAGACAAACAGUCACGUAGGGCAUAGGUAGUGAGGGCUUUACCAGAACACAGUUAUUCUGAAAGUUUAAGAUGCUAUGAAAACAUACAACCAGAGACUUAAUUAUGGGGAGGAACCCAGACUUGGCAUUUGCCCUCCCCGUUUACCUCAGUGGGUUCUUUUUAACUCUGAGUUAAUCUAGAGUGCACAUGGAGGAAAAGGAGGAGCUAAGGCAGAAUUCUCCUCCCUCCUGAGUCUUGAGAGGAAGGCAAGGGAAAAGACAGCUCGGGAGGGAAUGGAAGAGGCAGAAAACCGAGCCCUAAGAGAGGAUACCUGGUGUCUACCAAAACCAGAGAAAGCUUACUAAAGAUGAUCAGAGAAGAUCCCUGCAUGUAACGUACUCUCCCAGCAUCCUGAAAAAGAUGCAAGACAAGGAAGGCCCUGGACUGUCUAGUGAGGACCACACAAAAGUGUUCCUCCACCUAACACACUCCUCAACUUCCCAUCAUAGUCAUGCACUGAACGUUCGGUCUAUGGCAUUUCAGAACAUUUUUCAACAUCCUUUACCAGUUCCGGUUAUCUGGCCUUCCCUAAUAACCUGUUACAUUUCACGACGGGGGGUGUGUGUGGAAGAAAUGGCCUCUAUUCCACAGCUGCCCUUUCACUUUUCCUAUAAUGGGUUAUUUUUAACUUCGAGCUGCCAGAUUCCAUGGAGCAGCCACACAUCAAGACUCCCUCACUUCAACUCGCCAAGAGAUGUUACUUUAUGUUCCUCCAAAAAAUAAAA